Molecule: messenger RNA, 869 nt
Organism: Girardinichthys multiradiatus
Lineage: Eukaryota; Metazoa; Chordata; Actinopteri; Cyprinodontiformes; Goodeidae
Product: granzyme E-like
Exons: 5
Coding region: 48-770 (240 amino acids)
Biological process (GO): proteolysis
Molecular function (GO): serine-type endopeptidase activity
Source: RefSeq, a predicted model, not a curated record
AGAGACAUUUAGUGUUCCUCCUUGACAGCUCAGAUUGUGAUCUCAUCAUGUUCAUUUACUAUAUCUUGUCAGCACUCGUGCUUGUGCUUACUUUUCAUAGUCAAGCUCAUGCAGGAAAAAUUAUUGGAGGCCACAAGGCUGUAGCACACAGCAGGCCAUACAUGGCAUUAGUGGAGUGCUACGGUGCAAAUGGUAAAAAGAAUCACUGCGGUGGAUUCCUCGUAAGUGAGGAAUUUGUGAUGACUGCCGCCCACUGCAAAGCCGAGUCCUAUAAAGUCUGUGUUGGGAUGGAUUAUUACAGUGAUAAAGACAAGUUAUGUCUGCCUGUGAAGCAUGAUUUUCCACAUGGGAAAUACAAUAAAACAACUUUCACAAAUGACGUCAUGCUACUGAAGUUGUCUACCAGGGUGAUUUUCAACAAGAAUGUGAAACCUAUUCGUCUGGCAGACAUGAAUGACCCCGUGCCAAAAACAUGUCUAGUCUCUGGCUGGGGAGCAACAAGCAAUGACAAUAAUAAUAAUUGGAUGUCUGAUAAACUCAUGGAAGUUAACGUGACGCUCAUUGACAAUGAUCUCUGUGAUGAGAAAAUCGUGUACUGCUCUGCAGGAGAGAAGAGACCGGGUCAAGGAGACUCUGGUGGCCCGUUAGUCUGUGAAGAUGGGAAGGCCUAUGGAGUGAUCUCAGCAAAAGCCCAUGGUCUUCAACUGUAUAAGUACACCAAGAUACCUGACAAAAUGGAGUGGAUUGAUGAGCUUAUGAAACUUAACUGAUUAAAUACUGUGAUUCUCUCUUUCACCAACAUAGUACUAAAUUCGAAUGAUUACAGUUUUGUGUAACUUCUUUUUGAUUAAAAUAACAUAAAAUGGUUA